GUGACAUCAUGUUUGAAAACGCUCCACCCCCUCUUAACUUUAGUCAAGUUUUAUUAGUUGAUCUUAAACUAGAGUAAUAAAACAUCAUCAUUGUGUUUAGUUCAGAUCACUUUUAGUCUUUUAAAGUGUGUGGAGGGUUUUAGUGUUAAAUAUUGAGAAAAUGUUUUAUACAUCUCUUGUAUUGUGUUUGUGGACUCUGGUUGGUGUGUUUGGUGAUGAAGUGACUUUAGUGUCAGUGAUGGAGGGAGAUAACGUUACUCUACACACAAACUUUACUGAAAUUAAAGAUGAGAUCAAGUGGUUUUUUAAAGACAUCCUUAUCGGCAGAAUCAAGAAAUCAUGGAAACUCAUUCCUAAAUAUGAAGAUAAUGAUGUGACUCAGAGAUUCGGAGACAGACUGAUGAUGAACACUCAAAAUGGAGAUCUCAACAUCAUAAGUAUCACACCUCAAGACUCUGGAUGUUAUAAAGUAAUAAAUGUAGCUGGAAAUAAUUUGAUAUUUAAAGUUAUUGUAAAUGCUGUUUCUACUGUCAGUAUUGCUUCUUCUACUGUCAGUACUGUUUCUUCUACUUUCCGUAUCACUGUGCCUCCAAAAAAGCCAUCAGGAGGACCACAGCCAAAUUAUAUGACUAUGAUCUAUUGUGCUGCUGCUGCUGGAUGUCUGCUGAUUGUAGUUGUAGUUCUGAUUAUCUGGAUCUACAGGAAACACAAAAACAAACAUCAACAGGAUCAGACUGGUGAAGAUGAGAUCACUUACGCUGAUACAACAUUCUACAAACGAAAAACACAGACAAAGAGAGUUAAAAAUGAAGAUGAUGUGGUGUAUGCAGGAAUUGUGACCAAACGUUGAUCAACUGUGGCACUGUUUUAUAUACCAUACGGGUCGAUGUUUUCAUUACAGAUACUAUUUCUCUGUUUGACAAAAUAUGAGCGAAUUAUCAAUAUUAAUGUAUGAUUAUUUUGUUUUUGUCUCUGAAUAAGCAUUUUUACAUUUAUUUUAUCCUUUCAUCUAUAUUGUCAUUUGUUAAUGUCUCUUUCCUGGCAGCAUUUCUUUAUUUAUCUGUAAAAGUUGCAUUCUUUAUGUAGAAAUUAUUUUGAAAAUUACAAAACCAUUGAUUUUGUAAAUGGUUCUCCUGGCUAAACUGUACACUCUCAGAAAUAAAGAUACAAAAGUUGUAACUGGGACAGUACCCUUUCAAAAAGGUACACCUUUGUACUCAAAGAGUGCAUAUUAGUACUUUGAACUGCCAAAAUGUACCUUUAAAGGUACAUAUUUGUACCUAAAUGGUACAUAUUAGGACCUUUUUUAAAGGGUACUGCCCCAGUGACAGCUUCGUACCUUUAUUUUUGACAGU
Molecule: messenger RNA, 1355 nt
Organism: Misgurnus anguillicaudatus (oriental weatherfish)
Lineage: Eukaryota; Metazoa; Chordata; Actinopteri; Cypriniformes; Cobitidae
Source: RefSeq, a predicted model, not a curated record